Messenger RNA from Acanthamoeba castellanii str. Neff, 1956 nucleotides. RefSeq lists its product as uncharacterized. The record is from RefSeq and is a predicted model, not a curated record. Bases 1 to 1956 code for a protein of 651 amino acids. Lineage: Eukaryota; Discosea; Longamoebia; Acanthamoebidae. The transcript is spliced from 5 exons.
AUGGGCGCAUGUGUGAGCAGGGAGCAGCCGUGCGGACGAUGCGUGAGGGUGGGCAAGGCCGAGAGCUGCCAGCUGCCGCCCAUACGCAAGCGCGGCCGCCCACCACGCAAGACCCCCGCACCCGACGAACAACAACAACCGCCGCACCACCACCAACGCCAGCCGCCACCACUGCUCCCCGCCAUCACCACCAACAUCACCACCACACAGGCUCAGGCAGCAAAGCGCCUCUGCAUCCGGCCCGGCGACACCAUCAACCAGCCACCAACACUACCGCCACUGGGUGUACACCCAGCUGCGCCGCCUGCCGCAUGCUGGCAGUACCCACCUGUAGCCCCUCUUCCCCCGCAACUGCUCUACGCCACAGCCGCCGCCACCGCUGCCGCUGCUGCCACCGCCAACCCACUAGCGCCCUGCGCCGCCGCCACCAGCUUCUCUUCGCCGUCAUCGUCGUCGUGGUCAUCACCGAAGGAAGAGGACGGCGCGUCGUCGUCGCCUUCACAGCCCACUGCGCCCGGCCACCAGCGAUCCGCGCCGCUGCAGGCUCAGACGGCGCCGGCGGCAGGCCAGGAGCAGGAGCUGGGACAGGACGCGGGGCUGCGGUCGCUGCUGAUGCUGGUGCGCGAGAUGCGGCGCGAGAAUGAGCGUCUGCACGACAUCAUCGCCCAGCUGUGCGCCACGCAGGAGGCGACCGAGCGCAGGCUGGCGCGCGUGGAGGCGGACGACCAGACCAAGAGCCGCCAGCUCGAGCAGACACGCAUCGAGCUCAACCAGAAGAUCGAGGCCAUGACCCACCGACUCGAUCAGGUCUCUGCCAACGCACACGCGAGCCCGAAUGCGUUCCAGUCAUUCCCGUCAUUCCAGUCCAUGCAGGUGGCACCAGCGCCAGCACCAGCACCACCAGCGCCGCAGCGAUGGGACGCCUAUCAUUUGCCACCACAGGCACACCUGCGUGCGGGCGUGGGCCGGCCGCUCGUUGCCCCCGAGGAGGCCACGUCGCGAGUCGAACUUGAGCGCUAUAUCGCGCACUGCAUUCCGUUUCUGCAGGAGUAUGAUGCCUCGUCGCUCAUCAUCCGCGACUUGCGCCUGCCCUUCCUGAUCAUGGAAAUACUCGAGGCCGAGACGAUGGACGACCUGGACACGCCCGUCAUCGUGUACGCGUCACCCUCCUUUUGCCAACUCCUCGGCUACGACAUGUAUGAGUUGGACGGCCUUCUCGUGUCUGUUGUGGGUCCGCCGGCGCCUGAGACUCUGACGACGUUCGUGCGGCUGAUGCUGAUGCGAUCGCCCACGCCCGUCGCACACCCAUUCUUUGUGACGGCAAGCGUCUUUGUCACGAAACAGGGACGCGGCGUGCGAACAACCAACCGGCACCAAUUCCUCUACGACCGACAACGAAGGGCAAGAUGGGACAUCAUGCAAGUGUACUGCAUUCACGAAAUGGACGUGGAGACGGCGGUGCCCAUGAGGUCGCUUCGUAGCAUCGUGCACGAUCCGAUCGCCCGAGCGCACCUGCUCACCCAUCUGCCGCACUCACUGCUCUUCGGGGGCCGCAGCAGGUUGGCCACCGGACCGCCCGCCUCGUCGACACACCACCACCACCACCGAGAUCAGCACCAGCAGCGCGGCCACAACCACCAGCAGCCCGAGACGAACUUAGAGGCAUCGCUUGUCGAGCACGCCGUGAUCACAGCGCAGGAGGAGGCAGCGCUUACGGCCGCGCUCGCCGGGCAGCAAUCACCACCACAGCCGCAGCCGCCGCCAGGCCGAGACGCGACGGCGCACGAACAACUGCGGGCAGAAGACGCCAACACCCCCCACAACGCCAACAACGACGAGCUGGAGGAGCUCAUACGGGUACUCGGCUCGCCGCACCAGACCAGCAGCGGCGGCGGUGGCUUCAACUCGCGCCCGCCGCCCGCGCCCACCAGCCUCGCCGAACGGUGGCUGCACUGA